CGCUGCGGGAGCCCUGCUGUCUCUCGCUACUGUUUUUACUUCCGCCCGGCCGAGCGGGGGAGGAUCUGGAGUUGCUGUGCUUCUCGCUUCCUGAGAGAUGCUGGGAGCCGGCCGAGAGCAGCUGAGUGGGGAAGCAACAAGCAUGAAAUCAGAUUCCAAAGACCAAGAUUUGAUACAUGAAGAAUUCACUUACAUUUAUGGAGCCCCUACCCAGAUUCUAAAGUGUGGCCCUUGGGAAGAUCUCUGGAAUGAUAAAAGUGCACCUAGACUUCUAUUUUUGGUUAUCCCUGGUAAUCCUGGAUUGGUUGGCUUUUACCAGACAUUCAGUAAGGCUUUGUAUCGUGGCCUGAAUCAGCAGUAUCCAGUGUGGGUUGUAAGCCAUGGCGGACACUGUAAAACUCCUUAUGGUGUCAAAAGAAAGGAAGAGAUGGUUUCGAAUGAAACAGAUGAUGUUUUUGGGCUUCACGGGCAAGUUGAACACAAGUUGAACUUCCUCCGAAAGAAUGUGCCAAAAGAUGUCAAGCUCAUACUUAUUGGACAUUCAAUUGGCUGUUAUAUUGCUCUUAAAAUUAUGAAGCAUGCACCAGAACUGGAGAUUCUCCGCAUCAUCCUGCUCUUCCCUACCAUAGAACGCAUGGCGCAGUCCCCACAAGGCAAGCUCCUGACUCCCGUGCUCUGCCAGCUCCGUUAUAUUCUGUACAUGCCUGCGUACUUGCUGACCCUUUUACCUGAAAAAGCCAAGAGCUUCCUGGUGCGCUGUGCUUUGCGUGGGCAAAGGUUGAGCGAUGAAGCUUCAGUAAGAACAUCGGUAGACAUGAUGAACAUGGAUUGUAUUGCAAAUAUCAUGUACCUGGGAAGUCAAGAAAUGAGGAAGGUCAUAGAACGAGACAAUUCUACAAUAAAGCAGCAUUUAAAGAAGCUGACUUUUUACUAUGGAGCUGCCGAUGUAUGGUGUCCUCUGCAGUACUAUGAAGAGAUGAAGAUGGAGUUUCCAGAUGGAGACAUUCGACUGUGUGAGAAAGGAAUCCGCCAUGCUUUUGUGCUGGAUGCCAGCAAAGAAAUGGCUGAAAUGAUAAUAGGCUGGGUACAGGAUGAUCUCUCCAAGCUAUAAUGGAGAUAGAGUAGAUAGUGGGAGGAAUUGACUGUAUUGUAGCUGUGUAGUGUUCCUUGCUGGGUUUGCCUUGAAUUUGUCUGUGCAUUAUGGCUUGCUUUUUUCUGGAAGCUCUGGUGUUGACCUGAUGGCCCAAACUACAUUCCUGUUGACAAGGUUCCUAACAAAUACCCGCGGUAAGGCUGUAAACACAUGGAGCUCAUUUUAUCAAGAACUGUAAGGUAUUCACACAAAGGCAGCAACAUCUGUGCUGUAAACCAGGGCCACAUAAACCAGUUGGGCAAGGUACAUUUUCCGUGCCAUGAUGUCCCCUGUGCAAGCACC
Candoia aspera is the source of this 1435-nucleotide messenger RNA. It is a transcript of the gene LDAH, whose product is annotated as lipid droplet associated hydrolase. Lineage: Eukaryota; Metazoa; Chordata; Lepidosauria; Squamata; Candoiidae. Gene Ontology annotation, cellular component: lipid droplet. Gene Ontology annotation, biological process: lipid storage. The coding region runs from base 98 to 1111 and encodes 337 amino acids. The transcript is spliced from 8 exons. The record is from RefSeq and is a predicted model, not a curated record. Gene Ontology annotation, molecular function: lipase activity.